Ramularia collo-cygni is the source of this 753-nucleotide messenger RNA. RefSeq lists its product as uncharacterized. Lineage: Eukaryota; Fungi; Ascomycota; Dothideomycetes; Mycosphaerellales; Mycosphaerellaceae. Gene Ontology annotation, cellular component: plasma membrane; membrane raft; cell cortex. The record is from RefSeq and is a predicted model, not a curated record. The transcript is spliced from 4 exons. The coding region runs from base 1 to 753 and encodes 250 amino acids. Gene Ontology annotation, biological process: endocytosis; fungal-type cell wall organization; cortical actin cytoskeleton organization.
AUGGCUGCCGGCACGCGUGCAAUCCUCAGCUUGGUCGCGGUGAUCCUCCUCGCCGGAGGCAUCGUCAUGCAAUUCUUCAUCGUCCUCUCUGGUCUGGGAACUUCGCCCGAAAACAAGGUCUUCUUCCUGCAAUCCACCACCGAUGGCUUCAACGGCCAGUUCCACGGCGGUGAUGUUCCCAACCCUGUCCGCUGGACUUGGCUCGCCAUUUGCGGCGUUGAUGGCUCCAACAACGCCAACUGCGGACCCAAGGGUGCUGCCAUUCCUUUCGACCCUAGGCGCAACUUUGGCAAUGACAUGCUGCUUGGUGGUAACUCCUACUACUACCUCAGCAGGGUCUCCUGGUCGUUCUACAUCAUCGCGCUCUUCUUCUCCGUCGUCGCGUUCUUGAUCAGCGUCGCUGCUAUCGUCGCGCGUCUUGGAGCGUACCUGACUGGUUUCUUCGCGUUCUUGGCCAUGGCUUCCCAGGCUGUCGCCGCUGCUCUGAUGACCGCAUGGACUGUUCGCGGCCGCAAUGCCCUCAACAAGUCCGGCCAGACGGCUUCUCUUGGAAAAUACGCCUAUGGUUUCACCUGGGCAAGCUUCGCCUGCUUCUUCAUCGCCAUGGUCCUCUUCUGCGUUGGAGGCGGUGUUGGAAAGGACAAGAGCUCCUCCUCCAAGUCAUACUUUGGUCGCAAGCGAAGCACGCGUAGCCGUGGUUCUUUCGUCGAGAACGGCGGCACAUCGACGCGUGUCAAGGAUGAGUACGAGUAA